UGACCUCUAAUUUCUUCGAGCUCUCAUUGGAUACAUUUUUGUCCAGUCAACGACACCGGGUCAAGACUUCCGCUUGCGAACGGAAUGUAGGUGCAGUGACCGUCGCAGUUUAAUCUACCCACAAUGCCUUGCGUUUCCUUCACAAUUGCAGUCACCAGCACCCCUGGAAAGGAAGUUGGGUACAGUCAAAGCACCGGGUAGUAAUCCGAGUCACGCUGUAUAGGCAUCCAGUGUGUCACAACCUCAUUCACUGGUCGAACCUCGGCGAGUGUGCGAGUUGAGACUUCCAACCGAUCGCGCGGUUGAACACCAUCCUGACCAUGAUGGAGGCACUUGGCUCUCAAGUUGGUGCAAGAGCCGAGUUUUCCUCGCGUCGGGAGCGAUGGAGACUGGUCUCAUUGUGGAUUCUUUUGACUAUUACACUUGCAGCAAAGUCUGGUGUUGCCAGUGACUCCCCUGUUACGUCCAACGUGGGAAGGAUCUUUUCCUUUCUGGUGCCGGGCAACGAUGUCAAUCUAGGCAACGGCCCGCGUCUCUACAUCACCUCCCCGCCGGCAUCAGGCAGGGGCAAGACACAUGUCCGAGUGAUUGUCCCUAAAGCAGAGUUCUCCACAUCUGUCUUGGUAGAUCCAGGCACCACGGGUGUUGUUCAGCUUCCGUUUACAGCCAUGGGUGUAGGUACCGGUCCCCAACCGGGCACCGUGCGCGUGGAAGCAGCUUCACCAGUAACGGUCCAAGCGAUGGUCAACCUUGGCGGUCAAUCUUCGGAAGCCUUUCUUGCCCAACCCUUGGAAUCUCUCGGCAUGGAGUACAUCGCUUCGUCUACAACCCUUAGCAUUCAGUCAAAUGAGACCGAUCGAUCCCAAGCAAUGUUGACUAUUACUGGAGUAUGCGACGGGACGAGCGUGUCGGUUAAAGCGGCUCAGCCUUUGUCAUACCUAGGUGUUGUCUACAAGACGGGCCGUACGUUGCGCGUCAUGGUAGACAGUGGUGGAAGUAUCCAGAUUCGAAGCAAUGGGGGAAUGACAGGUACGCGCGUUACCAGCGAUAAACCAAUCGCCGUACUUCUAGCGAACACGUGCCCCGCAGGCGCGGAAGAAUAUCACUGCUUCUACUCGGUGGAGCAACUGUCUCCGGUCUACGCGUUAGGUAAACAGUUCCUCCUUGCGCAGUUUGUGGCUGACACGGACUCGGGUGUGGUCGAUGAGGUGCUCGUCCUAGCCACUCGUCCGGGGACGACGGUUGAAAUUCCUGGGUCUAGUAUGAGCCGAAGGCUUGGCCGAGGCGAGCAGUGGCAUCUGCCAACUGCCCAAAUCAAUAUCCCAUUCUUCCUCGUUGCAGAUCAACCGGUGCAAGUGACCCAAUAUUCGGUUGUGUUGAAUGACAUCGGCUGCUCACCUCAACAAGAAAGCUGCGCCGGCCGUUUCAAAACGAUGACUGUAGUACCGCCGCUAGAACAGUUCACUGACCGUGCAGAUUUCACCGUGUUGAGUGCGGAAGAAAUAUCGCCAAAUGCUGAAGAGGAAGGAAUAGGCCUACAUGUACAAAACGUCUUGACAGUUUUGACCAACGUUGCCUGUGAUGACCUAGAUUCAGGACUGUUGUUAACUUCUGACCAAUCAGAGAACACCACGUGGGCAAAAGUGGGCGUGUCAAACAGGUCUGACGCGUGUGUGCUGAGAGCAGAAGUUCAACCGGGAACUGUCCAUUUGGACGCUGAUCUACUAGGAACCACGGCAGCAAAGUUUGCAGCGCUACUGUACGGCAUAAGAGGCCGUCGCGCCUACUCCUUACCAGUGACGGCGGGCGGAACUCAUCUGAGGUACAUCUCGCGGGAAAUUGAGAAGCAUGAGUGCACAGUGGAUUCGUUUGAUCCGUGUGAAGACAACCCUUGUCAACAUAGAGGAGAUUGCAUAAGAGAUGGUGAUGGAUAUCAGUGCAGUUGUAUCAGCCCCUUCUAUGAAGGACCACACUGCGAAACAGAGGUGGACCCAUGCUCUUUCGAGGUACCUUGGUGCUUUAACGGAGGCACCUGUAACACGGAAAGCGAGUGCUUGUGUCCGCCAGGCUGGGGUGGGACGCACUGCGAACGUGAUGUAAAUGCCAGGGCUGCUCAGUCUAGUGGCAGAGAAUUUGUCUUCACCUUCAUGGAGCACCCAACUCCACGACGUAGUCCAUCAAUCGUUGUCUCAACCGAUGGUGGUAAGGGUAACACUCUUGUCAACGUAAGCGUUCCAAUCAGUGGUUUUAUGGAGUCCUUCUCAAUUCCACCAAAUCAGGCCGAGAAGAUACAGAUUCCUGUAGAAGCAAUAUCAACUGGCUCCCAUAAACAGCCCAGCGGAGUCUUAGUCAGUGCCAGUCAGGACAUUACUGUUGUCGGUUUCCAUAACAGCAUUGCACCUGGAGAUGGUUUUCUUGCCUUACCUGUCACUGCCCUGGGAACGCGACACCACGUGGUCGCAGCCCGACAAAGAAAGAAGCGUCAUGCCGAAAAGUCCCAGAUUGCAAUUGUAGCUGCUACUGACGACACAACUGUCUUCAUCAGAAUAUAUGCACCUGUUACAUUUGAAGGGAAGGCUUAUGCAGCGUACAGUUCUAUCAUGACAAAGCUACAGAUGUUAGACGUCGCGCAACUCCAGAGCAAGUUUGAUAUGACCAGGGCACAGAUCUCCAGUGACAAGCCAGUGGCACUGCUCUCUGGGAGCACAUGUGGUUACACCAUGUAUGAGGAAAAUGACCGGAAGAGAUGCGACUUCAUGGUAGAGCAGCUACCACCGCUGAGAUCGUGGAACAAACGCUUUGUCGUAACACCCUUCAUGGGUAACUCUAAUGGCGAAACUACAGUCAGGAUCAUUGGGGGUCCGGGAAAAACAGAUUUCAGCGAUGGAUCUGCAAGGUUAGGCAACUUGUAUGAUGGAAGCAUGCAGGAGUUGUAUAUCACUCGACCCACUUACAUAUCGGCAACACAGCCUGUUCUUGUAGUGGCUUUUUCCGUUCAGGCCACCUCGCACUGCUCUGAAAAAAAUUUCAAUGACUGUGAGGUAGUGUCAUCUCCCACCAUGGCAGUCGUACCUUCUCUAAAUCAAUUCACAACCUCCGCUAUCUUGUCCACCCCUUCUGUUGUGAAUUUGUAUUCCCUCUCCUACAAAAACUACGUCAACAUAAUAGCGUCAGACUGUUCAGAUAUCAGACUUUCUCGACACUCCGAGAUCGCAACUGAGAAGAUCGAGUGGCACACGGUCGACAACAUACCAUUUACGGGUCUCUGUUUUGUCAGCAAGGAGAUCGAUCCUGGACAGUAUCUCAUCAGUUCUGAAUUUGGUAAGGGUGUCUUCUCAGCUCAACUCUAUGGCUUCAACAACCAUGGGAGUGCUUAUGGAUUUCCACUUGCACAAAAUGGACGUGCAGCUGAAGAAUUUGUCCAGUCAUCAACCGGCUCUGAAGGAAAGGAGUUUAUUCUGACUUUCCUAUCCGGUGGUAACUAUUACCCCACUGAAGGACCAAGACUGCUGAUUACGUCCUCAACUGAUGCUGCCAAGACUGAGGUAACAGUAUCAGGCAAUGGUCUGGAUGUAAGCUUGACUCUUGCGCCGUAUGAGGCACAAGUUGUCGAUGUUCCACCCACUCUGAUUGGAAUCCAAGGACACCAACCAUACCCUGAUAUCGCAGUUCAUGUGCGUUCAUCUCACGAUAUCACGGUGUAUGGUAUGAAUGAUGCUUAUGUUACCACUGAGGGAUACGACACUGUGUCUGAUGGUUAUCUAGCGCUGCCUGUUCCAGCUCUGGGAAGGGAGUACUCCUUGGUGACUUCUUGGCCGAUAUACCAGCAUUAUCCUACACGUUACGUGCAGUUUGCCAUCAUCGGUGUCCACGACGGCACAAGGGUGGAUAUCACAUUGAAUUCAGCAGUGUUCUUUGAUGGCACAGUGGCGUAUGGGGGUUCAUUGAAGACCAUCAGACUCAAUAAAAAGCAAGUGGCAUACUUUAAGUCCUACAACGACCACACGGGAACACGUGUGAUCAGCACAAAGCCGGUUGCUGUCAUUUCUGGGACAGACUGUGGGUUUGCACCCAGAUACCCCAACGAUGGACCCCUGGACUAUCCUUGCGAUCACCAGGUACAGUUCUUGAUGCCGGAAAGCAGAUGGGGGCGCACUUUCCUGCUUGCCACUCUCCAGGGAUACCAAGGUGGUGACGUUUUCAUCAAAAUCCAAGUACCCCAUCAUUUCACCAGUGUGAAGUACGGAUCCGGCACCGAUGCACAGGCUCUGCAGGUGACGAGGUUCAAUGUCGGAAGUCGAGGGUACAUCAACUCAACAAUCCUUAACAGUAACAAACAAGUGAGUGUCACUGCUUUUACAAUCUACCAACCCCUGCUGAACUGUGUGAAUGAGAAUGGUUCUUGCGAGGGGCACAGCCGGCCACUGAUGUUCACCAUUCCGCCCGUGGAGAGCUUCAAGAGGAAGUUGGUAUUCCCUUCCUACAGGAUCCGUGGCGCUGACGAUAUGGCCAACUACGCUGACGUUUACACAAAGUGUUCCGAGGCUGAAUUCGUACUGGUCAACGGGGUUCAGCAAAGCUGGGAGCACCCACUGGAGGAGAUUGAGGAGUCUGGAUACUGUGUCUUGAGACUUCAGCUGGCAUCUGAUGAGACCGUCACAUCUUACAUGGUAGAGUCUUCCUUGGAAGGGGGUAGACUUGGGGUGAUCACAUAUGGGUUCAGUACUCGGUCUGGGUAUGCCUUUCCUGGUGGGUUCAAAUAGACGAGCCUUUCACAGCAAACCAGAUGCCAUUACUUUCUGGAUUUUCUUGCCAUACAGAGGGAACCUUAAAACUUAACACUCUCAACAGUCGAGACUCUGAUAUGCUUUGUGCCUCACAUGGCCCCAUCAUAUAAUGAGUGUCAAUAACAGGUGUGCUGAUUUGAAGCAGGUGGAAUGAGAAAGUUCAGAUCUAGAGGAAAAUAACUACUUGGACACUGUAAAGUAGUCAUGUUAUAAAUAAGAUAUAAACAUUCACAUACACAUCAGUUUUUUCAUAAGUACUGUAGUCUUGGUUACGAAACUUGUAGUCGUAUAUUCAUUUUUCUUUAUUAAAUUUUGCUUAAAAAUUGUAAAUCUGAAAAGAAGUACUGGUACAUGAUCAUUAUUUGUGUUUUCACAAAUUUAAUUUUCCUUCCCAAUAUUUUUGUUUGUACAUAUGGGAGCCACAUAUUUUUUUAGACAAUAUUUAGUGAUUAAAUAAGAACAGUUUAAGUUCACUUUGAAUGUUAUCAUUAGAAUAUGAAAUAUACAAACUUAAAUGACAUAAAUUAUACAUAUUUCAUAAGCCUUAUGUACAAAUGAGUGCAAACAAUGACAGAAUAUACAAAACGAAACAAGUAAAAGAAAAAAAUUGUACCGACAUGAACAGUUUCAACUUAACCAAUAUACAUGUACAUGUACAUUGUACAAUUAAAAAAUGUUCUUGUAGUCAAACCAACAGUAUAACGUAUACGCUCAGUUCAUUAUCAGUAAUAAAUAACAAUAGUUUCUUUAACUGAAGACUUUUCUUUGACUACUCACCAACCUGAAGAUGACGUGACACCUAGUUUAGCAAAGACUAGGCAACAGCCAAACCACGGUAGUCCAUGGAUCCAUUUUGGUCAUAUUCCCAAGGUCCUCACUUGCAUAACGCAUCCUGGCUCCACUGGGAGCCAUGAAAUGCAUGGUGAGUUGGACACUCGCAUGAACAAUGAAGGGCAACUGUGGUCAAUUUUUACAGCAAAUUACAACUUCAUGAUGCAGUAGCUCUGUUAAGAGAUCUCCAUCAAGAUACACUCAACCAAAAAAGAAAGUCCCCCCUUAAUCCUUUUUUGUCUAACUCAAAAACUACUGGGCACAUCUUGCUCAAAU
Molecule: messenger RNA, 5894 nt
Organism: Patiria miniata (bat star)
Lineage: Eukaryota; Metazoa; Echinodermata; Asteroidea; Valvatida; Asterinidae
Exons: 6
Coding region: 321-4763 (1480 amino acids)
Source: RefSeq, a predicted model, not a curated record